UUCCGUUCAUUCAUUUCUACAUCCGCACCCACACCCACACCCCACCCCACCCCCACCCACAACCUAACAUCUAUUCAUGAAUGAGUCGAGUUUUUUAUCUACUGCCAAUACAAGUUUGUCACUGAUUAAAUCAUAAAAGUUUUUGGGUUCGUCGAUUCUUUACAAUAUUUGAAGUUCUUUAAACGAGCAGGAAGCAUAUUUUAAAAAAAUGCUUCAUUUCUAAGUAAUUUGACACUCUUCAAAAUAAAUACUUCUAAAUAUAGUUACGAAUAUUGCUUAGCUGAAAGAACUGUUUUUCAUGCAUACUUCGACAUGAUGAUAUCUACUUGUUGAUGGAAGAUAGUUAAUUAAAUGUAGCAAAUAUAACAUUGACAAAAUUUUAUUGAUGAAGUUAAACUUCGGUACGACAUAUAUAUCUUAUAUUAUGUAUGAAAUUCAGUGAACAAGAACCUUUAUGCAAACAAUAUUUUAACCAUGUCAUGUUCAAUAAAUUUUUGUCAAAAUGAUGGCAAAUACUUUGUUUUAAUUAACUCUAGUCCAACACCAUAUUGUUUAUAUAACAAAUGUUUUACAGGUAAUCGAUGUGAGAUUGAACAAUACUCAAGAAAUCUUUGGGUCUACGGUAUAUCGAAAGAAAAUAGGAAAGAUUAUAAUCCAUACAAUGAAGCAAUUGUACUUUGUGUAUUGGGUAUAAUAUCGUUCGUUAACAAUAUAUUAUCGUUACAAUCCUUUUUAUUUUCUAAAAAAAUCCGUCUAACGAAUCUGGGUAUAUAUUUAAUCUUAUUUUCAACAACUGGUUUGAUUAUUAGUACUAUUCAAGUUGUAUUUGCAUUUGCAAAUUUAACGUAUAAUUUUAAAGAAGUGUCGACAGCAAAUCGUUUAAUACAAUGUGCAUUAAUACGUUUAGUUGUAAAUUCAUUAAAUUUUUGCCUUUAUUGA
Messenger RNA from Rotaria sp. Silwood2, 939 nucleotides. The record is from the annotation of a GenBank genome assembly. Lineage: Eukaryota; Metazoa; Rotifera; Eurotatoria; Philodinida; Philodinidae.